UGUGGCUUUCUCGUUACUGACUGAGCAGUUUGUGACAGUCAGUUUUCUACCAUGUCUGGACGCGGCAAGCAGGGCGGCAAGGCUCGCGCCAAGGCCAAGACCCGCUCGUCCCGCGCCGGCCUGCAGUUCCCCGUGGGCCGCGUGCACCGGCUCCUCCGCAAGGGCAACUACUCGGAGCGGGUGGGCGCCGGCGCCCCGGUCUACCUGGCGGCCGUGCUGGAGUACCUGACGGCCGAGAUCCUGGAGCUGGCUGGCAACGCGGCCCGCGACAACAAGAAGACGCGCAUCAUCCCGCGCCACCUGCAGCUGGCCAUCCGCAACGACGAGGAGCUCAACAAGCUGCUGGGCCGCGUGACCAUCGCGCAGGGCGGCGUCCUGCCCAACAUCCAGGCGGUGCUGCUGCCCAAGAAGACCGAGAGCCACCACAAGGCCAAGGGAAAAUGAGGCAUUUGACCAAAUCCACUUAAAGAAGUCAGACCAAAGGCUCUUUUCAGAGCCACCUACAAGAACACUGGGAGGAGCUGUUGUGCUUAAAAUGGUCGUUGGUCCUGUAAUCACUUCUAGGUGGACAUUUACAAACGUUGAGUACUGCCUGUGGUGUCCUCUUCCAAACUCCAGUUAGAUGGAAUGAGCAAAAGACAUCGUUCCUGCACACGUAGAGCGUGAGGACUAGCAGAAGACCACACUAAAAAAGUUAGACAUUCUGUUGGAUCUCCCAGCCUGCCUCGGGAUUCUGUGCUCACGAUCUUCUUCAUGUUAGACGGUGUUCAAAUGUGAAACUCAGAGGAAUAAGAAACCCCAGAUCUUCCACGUAUUCUUGUUAAUUUUCUUUUAUGAGACUCGGCCUUCUUCAGCGAAAGCAGAGCUGUGAGCAUACCUCCAGAACACCUAUAGAGAAGUGCCAACAUUUGGGCUCAAGCCAGCUCCAUCUCUUCCCUGGAUUUCAUAGCCGUGUGCUUGCCUGCAGCAUUCACUCUGGCUCUCAACAAACUUGGUUUUCAUCAGGGUAGUCUGUGUUGUUUUUUUUCCAUUGAAAACCUGAGUGGAGACGAUAAGCUCUUAAUGUGCCAUUCCAGUGAUGGGAUCUUCUCACCUCUGUCUCAUGCAACCCUAAGAUUCUUCAUGAUUUGUCUCCUGCCUACCUUUCUGACUUUGGGUCACCACCCCUACACACAUACACACUUGCAAGUAUGUAUUCACUCUCAUGCAUGUUUGUACACACACACACACACACACACACACACACACACACACACACACACCCCUUAUACACACCUAGGAAAUGUUCCUUCAGUUCCUGGUAUUGCCCAUUGUCGCAUCCUCCAGUUCUCUACCUGCAAAGCCUUCACCUCCCUGGAUACAACCAUCUCUUUAUUUAAAAAGGAAGGGUGGAGCGGUGGCCUGGGCGGAUGGCUCAAGGUUUCCGAGCAUUUGUGGCUCUUUCAGAGAACCUGGGUUCAGUCCUCACACCCACAUGGUAGCUCACAACUAUUUCAGUUCCUGGAGAUCUGAUGCUUUAUUCUGGCUUCUGUGAGCACCAGGGACACAUGUACAUAUAUAGUUACAUACACGCAGGCAAAACAUUCAUACACAUAAAGCUAAAUAAAUCAAAAGAAAAAGUUAAAAAAAAAUUUCAAAGUAAGAGUUCUUUAGGUUCUGAAUUGGAACUACAAAUAUGCAAUAAAUGCAAAUCUUUUGUAAAACUUUUAGGGGAAACUGUUUGUCAUUUAGCUAGUCUGAUAGUCAGGUCUGCAAUGGCAGGGCUCAGGAUGACUGUGAAUCUGAGGCCUUUUAAAUAGUGGUUUAAAUUUUAGUGUAAAUGCAAAUUAAAAAAAAGCCACGUGUUGUAGAUUACUUCAACAACUAGCUUGCAAAUGUACAUCCUUACACAUAAGAGUAAAGUGUGUUUGAAGAAAGAGUUGGCUUUAUUUGCACAAAGUUCCAGCCCAGUUCCACUCUACUCUGUUCAUGCAAAUGAGGGCCACAGCUCUGCAAUAUGGAAAGCUUUCAUUACUGAUUGCUUGG
Molecule: messenger RNA, 2025 nt
Organism: Peromyscus californicus insignis
Lineage: Eukaryota; Metazoa; Chordata; Mammalia; Rodentia; Cricetidae
Product: histone H2A type 1-B
Exons: 2
Coding region: 52-444 (130 amino acids)
Cellular component (GO): nucleosome
Molecular function (GO): structural constituent of chromatin; protein heterodimerization activity; DNA binding
Source: RefSeq, a predicted model, not a curated record